Stegodyphus dumicola is the source of this 348-nucleotide messenger RNA. RefSeq lists its product as uncharacterized. The record is from RefSeq and is a predicted model, not a curated record. NCBI's taxonomy places the organism in Eukaryota, Metazoa, Arthropoda, Arachnida, Araneae, Eresidae.
AUGUGGUUUCAGAAGGACGGAGCCACGUCACACACUGCUCGACAAUCGAUGGAAGCAGUUCGUCAAUUGUUUGGAAGACUUAUUAUUUCACGUAAUGGUGACAUUGAAUGGCCUGCCAGAUCCCCUGAUCUUAGUGUGUGUGACUUCUUCCUGUGGAGAUAUCUUAAAGGCAAGGUGUACCGUACACGUCCUGCAAUAAUCCAUGAACUGAAGGAGAACAUUGAAAAAGAGAUCACUGCCAUUCCCCAAGAUUUGCUACACCACGCAUUCCAGAGUUUUCAUAACAGGCUGUUAGAGUGUGAACGCCGAAUGGGAGAACAUCUUUCCGAUGUCAUCUUUAAAAUGUAA